This is a messenger RNA of Photinus pyralis (common eastern firefly), 1135 nucleotides long. RefSeq names its product carbonic anhydrase 14-like. Lineage: Eukaryota; Metazoa; Arthropoda; Insecta; Coleoptera; Lampyridae. The record is from RefSeq and is a predicted model, not a curated record. The coding region runs from base 294 to 1052 and encodes 252 amino acids. The transcript is spliced from 5 exons. Gene Ontology annotation, molecular function: carbonate dehydratase activity; zinc ion binding.
ACACUGGGUUUCGACAUAUGUGUACCUACUGUGUAGUUGGAUACUCAAGUUGCUGUAAUAAAGUGAUUACACAAGAUUUGCUCUUCCAUGUUGACAUAAAGAUAAGUAUAAAAAAGAUAUACUACUUUAAUUUAGUCUGGAUGGUUGAGAGAUUAAAAAAAGGAAUUUAGGAAUUAAAGCGCAAUAAAACAAAUCUUGUCUAUUUACUGCAUCUACAAGUAUAAAAGCCAUACAGACAGGACAACUGAUUCUUUACUGCUGACAGUCGUCUUUGAAGACACCAUUUCUUGAGUAUGUAUCUACUAUACGCAGUUCUGUUACUCGCAUUUGUAUCUGCAUCCUUUAGCGAAACAUGUGAGCCUGGAGAGGGUCUUAGACAAUCUCCUAUCAACAUUAUCACGAAAAAUGCUCUUCGUUAUCUUGGCGAGCCUUUGAGUUGGAGCGAAGGAUAUAAAAAGGUCCCAUCGAGUAUGACUUUGGAGAAUGAUGGAUCUACAUUGAAAUUGACAGUAAAGUCAACUCUUCCACUUAUCCUGAAUACGCACUUGUGGCCCCCAUACCGUUUUGCUAAGAUACAUUUUCAUUGGGGAACCGGUCCCAGCAAUACAAUUGGCACCGAGCACAAAAUCGAUGGCCAGUCUUACGCACUUGAGAUGCAUGCUGUACAUGAAGCAAUUGAUGAAGAUGUUCCAGAUAAAUACUUGGUAGUGGCCUACUUAUUUAAAGUUUCUGAAUUUAGAUUUAGCGCCCUGGAUCCAAUUGCCGACGCCGCCAUUACAGCCGCAAUUAGCAGCGAUCAAGUAGCUCCGUUUGAACUAAAAAAGCUUCUUUUUGAGGAACCUUUCUCUUAUUAUACGUAUAGAGGAUCCCUUACCACACCGCCUUACUCACCAAAUGUGAGAUUUAUAGUCAGCCAAACUAUUUUACCAAUAAGUAUAGACCAAUUAGCGCUUUUUCGAAUAGCCGCGGAGGAAAAUUCGCUGUUAUCAGGCAAUUACAGGUGUUUACAACCAUUAAACAAUCGCACGGUCCUCUACGUUUCUCGUUGGUAAAAUAUCAAAUUGCAGAUUUUACUGUAUUUUUGUGGUUCCGUUUUUUUUGUAAAUGCAAAUAUUACAGUUACAUUAACCACUUG